This is a messenger RNA of Coregonus clupeaformis (lake whitefish), 5089 nucleotides long. RefSeq lists its product as uncharacterized. Lineage: Eukaryota; Metazoa; Chordata; Actinopteri; Salmoniformes; Salmonidae. The record is from RefSeq and is a predicted model, not a curated record. The coding region runs from base 1277 to 3952 and encodes 891 amino acids. The transcript is spliced from 5 exons.
GGGCCAAAAGUACAUGGGGAGAAAUAUGGGAGAGCAGAGCUGCUGGGUAGGCUUUCUUCAUUAUGUCAAGGAAAUGUGGUACAGGUUCAAAAAUGCACAAACUGCAGCAGUACCUGCUAAUGAAAAAAGAGUCAUUGCCAUCAACCGUUACAUCACCAGCCUCUACUGCAACUCCUUACUCCCAAGAUUCACCAGCAUCAGCAGCUGUAGGAGCACCAUCUGUGUCUACUGGCAGAGGUUUUUCUCCAUCAGUUUGGCAGGACUAUUCACUGAAUUAUUCUGCCUAACAAUAUACCUUGGUUAUUAUUUUGGCCUUGUUCUGGCUUUGUUCUGGCUAUGUUCUGGCCAUGUUCCUAAUUGUUAUUUUGCUUGUGUUCUACUAACAAAAUCAAAAGGACAUGUUCAUGACAACAUGUCCAUCAAAACCUCCGUCUCCAUGAGGCACCAACACACCCUGCACGUCAGCCUGGGCCGCCAGCACCAACACGCCCUGCAUCUCAGCCUGUGCCACCAGCAUCAACACGCCCUGCAUCUCAGCCUGUGCCACCAGCAUCAACACGCCCUGCAUCUCAGCCUGUGCCACCAGCAUCAACACGCCCUGCAUCUCAGCCUGUGCCACCAGCAUCAACACGCCCUGCAUCUCAGCCUGUGCCACCAGCAUCAACACGCCCUGCAUCUCAGCCUGUGCCGCCAGCAUCAACACGCCCUGGAUUUCCACCCUCACUUCCACUGCCCAGAUAUGACCAAGAAAUGAUUCACUGGAACUGCUCUCAACAGCAAAAGGUAUGGAUGAAGAUGGAGCUGGAAGCCAUGGGACUGUGGCCGGGAAGUCCACCUGUGAGGCACCUUACUAACUCUGUCUCUUUGUGGCGUCUACCACCUCAGCCUGAGCUCAUUGAGACUGCCUGUGGGCUUCCAUCCCCCAAAUAUUUCCAGCUACAUCCAUUCUUCAUCUGGAAACCAGAGAAUGACAGCAUCAUGGGAAGGCUGAGAAACAAUUAUGUUCUCCCAUGUCUUCACAGUUGUUCUCGACCACAGAUAACUUCAUCAGGUGUAGGAAGGCCUCGAGUGGUUGUUGGCAUUGUCAAUCAAUAUUACUUGUUUGCAUCUCGGCUUUGCUGCAAAGCAUGCAAAAGGAAUUGGUUUGCUGACAAUCCUCUGUGGCUGGCAAAGCUCCCUAAAAGGUAUACCAACAUGUUGCCAGCCCUCCUUACCUACAAGAAAGCGAUCUGUAAAUCUGUGGUAGAUGAAUUAAGACGCACUGGCCAAUCAGCUGAUGGAGAUGAUGCACCUAAAGUAUGAAAGAGCAAACCUGGCCUACCUGCUAAGUGUGCAGAACAUCAAGGAUGCUGAGGCAGGGUUGUAUGGUCAGAGCACCAUCAGCAAAUACCUGAGGAGGGACAGUACACCUGCUGCAUUUGGGGGGUAUGAAGACACAGACGGCUGGUGUGGAAUGUCUGUGUCGUCAUAUUACCUUACAGACUGUCUUCUGCAGGAGUUUCAGAGGCAGGAGCCAUCAAUCACGCAGCUCUUACAGGGCACAUUUGGACAGGUGUUGAGAUCCGACCACACCCGGAAGAUUGCCAGGAAAGUCACUCUUACAUCAGGCACAAUGUCAUCUUAUGCUGUGAUGAACGAGAACUGGAUGAUCAUCUCUUGGGUGAUGGUGCAGUCCGAGAGUGAAAGGUCUUUGGAGCCCAUGUAUGAAGGUCUGGCCACACGCUACACUGCUGCUGGAAUUGAAAAGGCCAAUUACCAUUGGGUGGACAGGGACUGCUGUGCAGCCUUCAGGGUCCAGAAUUCUCAUCCAGCUGAGCACCUUUUGAGGGAAGCCUGGAGGACUACAGAGGCUACUGUUGCAGAGGUGACAUCCGGGGACUUGACCAACAUCUGUGCUUCGAGGUCAAAGUUUAAUGAGUUCAUCUCUGUAAAGCUGGACUUGUUCCACUGUAUGAGACGAUUCUGCCGGGAGUGUGUCUCAGAGCAUCAUUCCUUAUACAGCUCUUUCUGUCAGUUCCUCUCGGCUGCCUUCACAAUUGUGGAUCAGCAGGAUCUGAAGAGACUGAAGGAGGCCUAUGUCUUCUGUGGGAUCGUGCCAGCAAAUCCAACAAAGCAGCAUAUCCGGGAGCACUGCAGGACAAAGAUCCCUCAGCCACGAGAGCUUGUGAAGAGAGUGGAAGAAGUUCUCCUUCACUUCCACCUGUUAAAAGAUGUAAAUGACAUCCCUCUCUUCAAACCGUCCAUGCUGAAAGCCUGGAGGAUCCAGCGAGUCCACAUGCUGAGGGGCUGUCUCAGUGACCCAGAACGGGAGGAUGGGAUUCUGUACAGAUACGGUGGCACGCUGCAACUCAACCAUGUCCAGGGUGAAGGGGCAUCUGUGCCCGUGUGGAUUCCAAUCAGAGGCACUUCACAGCAAGAGGGCUACCACUUCCACCAGGCUCAGUGGGUGACUGGGAACAAAGUCUCCCCAGAGUUAUUUCAGGCCCAGGGUAUGACUGGUGUGGCACGCUGGAAUUUCCAGAGAUUGGUGGAUCUCAAACAGCCGGGUGUGGUUUUGCCUGCAGUGUUUGACCCACUACUGAUCACAGACUUGAACAUGGCCUCUGUGAAUGUGACGGGGAGCGCCAAAUAUCCAGCACUACAAGUCUCCAACAGGGACACGGGAGAGAGGUUUGGACUCGAGUACGUUGAGCAAGGGUGCCGUGCUGUUCCUCUCGACUGGGAAAAGCACAGAUCUCAGAAGAGGACAGACAUGUCCGUAUUCCUGACCCCUCUCCCUGUUGAGAAAUGUCAACCCUCAGCAACACAGCUGCCGCCGACUGUCAGAUUUCCUGAUUCUGCAGCUCCUGCUACUGAGGCUUUAAAGAGAGAAAGCACUGAGGAGCCCCAGAUGGACAUAGAUCUGCCCUGCACACCUCCACUGCCUAUGACCGCCUCACCAAGAAGUGCACGCACGGGGCCUAUCAAGACUGGUGGCCGGGUCUUUGUGUUGGACCACAAUCGGUGGCCUGGCCCAAUGAGGGUGGCUAUUGAUGGUCUGCUUGCCAGGCAUCAUGGACAGAAGGACAUGCUGAAACUGGUGGACUUUGUCUAUGCUUCCAUGGUGCAAAGUUCAUGUGCAGACCCCAACAGCCUGCUUCACCCAACCACCAAACACCACAUUGGAAGGUAUAUUAAACACCUGGCCAAAUUAAAAAACACCAGUUCCUCCCUUAACACCAGUCCUGAAAAGCUCUUGGAGACCCAACAACUGUGGCAGCACUUAACCAUGGGUAGUGACACAACCUGUGUCCCUGUAACAGCACUCCCACCUGCAGUUGUGAACCCACCCGCACUGCCCACACAAAAUGCUCCUCUUACUGAAGCUGCCAUAGAGAAAAUUGUUUUGGGACUGAUGGAAAAGCAGCAACAGUCAGAGCAACAACAGCAGCAAAAGAAAAAAAUGACAAAAACCUGCCUUUCAUGUGGCCAACCCAAGUCCCGUUACAUGAAUGAUGGCUCCUCAAUUCAUUAUUUUUAUCAGAGUGGGCAUGUUAGGUACUUCUACUGCUCCACAAAAGUAUUUAAAACAUAUGGAGCAGAGGGCCUCACAAACCCCAAAAUGUCUUUUGAGGAUUUCAUGUCAACACCCUUCUUUCAACAAGAACUUGAAUCCAUAAAACAGAAAGUGGAACAACAGAAGGACAAACAAAAGAGGAAGUCAGCAGAUGUGGUACCCUCUGGCCGUUUGUGCAGGUUCUGCCAUUUGGAACUAAAACAGGGCCCUAAUAGUCCUCACAUUCACACAGGGUUCCCCGGAGUGGCAGGGAAAUAUAUUUAUUGUCCUGCCAAGAUGUUCUCCCUCUACCAGGCCAAGGGUAUGGAGAAAGAAAUGACCUGGAAGGAGUUCCAGGCAUCUGCUUUUUAUCAUGAUGAAAAGAAAAGAUGGAUGGAUGAAAAGAGGAAAUGUUGAUUUACACACACACACACGCAUCCACACACACACACACACAAACAAACAAAAUGGCCAUAAUCUUUUAAUAAAACAAUUUUGAAGUUCAAUACAAUUCUCUUGCCUUUAAUUCAUGUUUACAUAUUGAACAUACUGUACAUGAAGUCAGACAGGGUUGCUUAUAAUUACAUUGUGGCACAAGGUACAUGAAAAAUCAACUGACAGAAAAGUUUGGUUUGUGUAACCCUAAAUCUAAGUUAAGAUUGGCAAGGAGGUCAAAGGCUGGUCUGUGCAUUCAAGUCGACUGCAGGGCUGAAGAAGGUUUUUACCAGGUCAUCGGAUGAAGUACUUUUGUUUCCUCAACAGGUAGGGCUGAUAAGUAAGAAUAAUCCACUGCAAUCUUUAACUGAAGAGGAAAAUCUUAUGGUAGAAUAUGUGCAGUACAUAAAUGUGUUAAUUAUUUUGAAAGGUGUUAUCUUUAAAUUAAUUUCACAUCAGCAUAAAUGAAUGAAGUAAUUUGGUCUUUAAAAUAACACUUUCACAAAAGCAGAAAAUCCCAUUACAAAAUACUAUUAUUUUAAUACACUGGAUAUAAACUAGUACACCUGAAAUAAGAUGGGGAAUGUAUAAUAUUUUGAAUACAUUUGGAGUAUAUUAUCAAUGUUCUGAAAUAUUAUUCAUCAAUCAUAUGUUAUCAGUAUACAAAAAUAGCAAGUAAAAGUGGGUCUAUAUUAAAACACUGAAUUAUACUUAUACUAAAUAGUAUAGUAAAUAUAACUAUUUAGUGUACAAAGGUACAAUAUAAACGUUCCAAGUAAUACACUUCAAGUACACUGUGUUUUGGGCUUGGGAAAAUACACUGCAUGAUCAAAUAAAACCAAUAGUGACAAAAUCUAAUUAUAAUCUAUCAUUCAAUUCCCCAAUACAUGGGGAAAAAAUAUCAGAAUACAGUUUCCUUGUUUAGAAUUGAACCCCCAAUAAAAGCGUUUCAAGAAAAAGGCAGCCUGAAAAAAAUAAAAAGAGCCCUAAAGCGUUUCCCAUUCAUUCUCUAUGGUAGUCCUAAACCACUACGGAUGUAAUAUAUUUUCGGCCACACACUGAUUCAGUGGCGCUGUUUCGACAAAACGGCUGUUACAGCUAUACGCGACUGGCCCCCGC